GGGGCCCCGGGGGGCGGGCCCGCGGCCGGGGGCGGACAAUGGGGGCGAGAGGAGGUGGCGGCAGGAAGAUGGCAGUCGCCGGAGGCACCGCGGGGCGCCCAGCGGUGGGGAUCCCCUGCUCGGCGUGGCUGCUGGCUGUCGCCGCGCUGACCACCGUCAAAGUAUCAGCAGUAGAGGUCAACACACCGGAGGAGAUAUUUGUGGAGAAUGGGACAGACGCAAAGCUUCCAUGCACAUUUACAUCUGUGGAAGUGAUCAGCAGCGCAGCAUCUGUUUCUUGGAGUUUUCAACCAGAAGGAGCUGCAACUCGUAUCUCAUUUUUCUAUUACUUUAAUGGAAAGCCAUACCCUGGAAAGGAUAUACCAUUUAAAGACAGGAUCACUUGGGCUGGAGAUCUUAACAAGAAAGAUGCUUCUAUCAGUAUAUCAAACAUGCAGUUCCGGGACAACGGCACUUACAUUUGUGAUGUCAAGAACCCACCUGACAUUGUUGUCAAACCAGGAGAAAUCCGAGUUAGAGUUGUGGAGAAAGACAGCCUGCCUGCGUUCCCCAUUGCCAUGGUGGCAGGGAUAGUCAUCGGUACGGUUACAGGUCUCUCACCGCUCAUCUCUAUUGUCGUGUGUCUUGUCAUCAGAAAGAACAACUCUAAAAAACGAUACUCUGGCUGCAGUACCUCUGAGAGCUUGAUGUCACCGGUUAAGCAGGCUCCACAGAAGUCGCCCUCCGACACAGAGGGUCUGGUAAACAGCGUGCCAGCCAGAUCACACCAGGGCCCAGUCAUUUAUGCGCAGUUAGAUCACUCCGGAGGACAGCACAGCGACAAGAUUAACAAGUCAGAGUCUGUGGUCUAUGCUGAUAUUCGGAAGAACUGAGAUGAGAUCCUAAGCUAUCCGAAGGAAAACAUGCAUUCAGACUGGAAUUGCUUGAACAAGAUUUGACCCAGAGAACUCACAUGUGGCCUUUGAUGCCUAGGCUAGGACCAAUGCAUGUGCAUACAGAGGGAAAGAUAUAUAUGUAUUGUGUGUAAAUAGUCUAUUUAAUCGUACAGAAGUGAGACCAAUGUUGCAUGUUGAAAUGCGGUAAGAAUUUUGCUUAUAAAUUGCCAAUAUUCUUUUUAGUAUCUUGUGUGAUGAGAGAGAAAGUGGAAACUCGCAUCACAUUUUAAAAAUAUUUUUAUCUUGAUUAUUAAUGGAGAAACUGGAAGAUGCCUGAAGAUUCUAGAUUGACCUGGAGAUUCUUUUUUUGCUUAUAGGGCCUAAUUUCUUUUGUUGAGCCGAAUAUAGAGAGGAUAUCUUCUUUAUAUUCACAGAGUUCUUUAUGCAUACAGGGUAUUCAUCUUUCCUUGGUCAGAUUCCCAGUGCAAGCUGCCUUCUCGUAUAAACUAGACACUCUCGCUUGGUCUUGUAAGGCCGAAUUGUGACUCCUGGCUGUCAGAAAUGUAUGUCUUAGCAGUGUAAGUGAAGGAAAUGUUUAGGCCUACCUGACCUGUCUAACACAGGUCACAGAACUCUUUACUUCUGUAUUGAGCCCAUCUAUUCAAGCUUAGUCCUUUAAGGUACAGGGAUAGCGUUGAACUAAUGAACUUUGUGAAAUGGUAGUUUACCUGUGAAAACUUAAGAGCUAGUGAGUUAAAGGAAUCUAUAGCUGUAGGUGGUUGCCUCAGACUCUGUUGAACCUUUGAAUGAAAUGUUUCUUCCUUGAAGCUCUGUCAUUUCAUAUAAGCAUGAAAAAGGGCUCUAAGGGAUCUGGAAGCUGUAGUACUCCCUCACUUCUCUCCCAUGGCUCCAUUAUACCACUGUCACUUCCUUAGCAAUGCUUUAUCUGUUCUUAAACGCCUGUAGUGGAGGCUGAAUGACCUCUGAAGGAAAUCUAGGGUUUCACUCUUUUGUUUUUUUAAUGUGUGGUUUUUUUGUGUAACCUGUAUUUGCACAGAGGAUGCGGAAGGCAGUUUAUUUCCUUCCUCUCUGCAAGUCUACUACUUGAAUAUGAUUUCCCAGCUUCUUGUUUCUAGAUUAAACUCCUCGUAGGUUGUUAAGGAUCUCUGAUCACUCUCUUCUGAUGAAGAGGAUCUUUCUUUAGCUGACCCAUUUGCAUCCUGAAAUCUGGUGCUCAAAACUAGAAGUGGCAUUCCAGCUGAGGUCUUCUCAAAGUAGCCUAUAGUAGAAGGAUUUCUGUUUUGUACAUCCUAAUGUGGUGUUGGCUUCUUUGUAGCAGCAAGUAAUUUUCAGUCUGGUUCUGCCAUAACCCCGUCUCUCUGACUCUUACCCAUUUCCUAAGGGUUCAGUUUAUUUCACAGAAUGGUCGGGGUUGGAAGGGGCCUUUGGAGAUCAUCUAGUCCAACCCCCCUGCCAAAGCUGGUUCACCUAGAGCAUGCUGGACAGGAACGCAGCCAGGCAGGUUUUGAGUUAUCUCCGGAGAAGGAGAUUUCACAGAAUCAGUCACAGAAUGGUUGAGGUUGAAAGGGACGUCUGGAGAUCACGUAGUCCAAACCCUCCCUCCUCAAGCAGGGUCAGCUGGAGCAGGUUGCCCAGCAAUGUGUCCCGUUGGGUUUUGAGUAUCUCCGUGGAUGGAAACUCUACAUCUCUGUACAAAAAGUACUUCCUUAUGUUCAGGUGGAAUUUCAUUUUUUUUAACUUCUGUCUGUUGCCUCUUGUCCUUCCAGUGAGCACUACGGAGAAGAGUAGUGCUCUUCAUUCCCUCCCAUUGAGGAUUUAUACGCAUUGACAAGAUCCCCCCCAAGCCUUCUCUUCUUCAGGCUUAACAGUUCCAGCUCUCAGCCUUUCCUCACAUGAAAGAUACCCCAGUUCCUUUACCAACUUUGCACCCUGCACUGAACUUGGUCCAGGAAGUCCAUAUCUCUCUUGUACUGGAGAGCCCAGAACUGGACUCAGUAGUCCAGGUGUGGCCUCACCAGUGCUGAAUAAAGGGGAAGGAUCACCUCCUGUGACCUGCUCGCAAUACUUUGCCUAAUGCAGCCCAGGAUACCAUUUACCUUCUUUGCAGCAAGGGCACACUGCUGGCUCAUGUUCAGCCUGGACCCGCACAGGGCUUUUCUGUAAAGCUGCUUUCCAGCCAGGCAGCCCCCAGCAUGUACUGGUGCAUGGGGUUGUUCCUCCCUAGGUGCAGGACUUUGCAUUUCUCCUUCUUGAACUUCAUGAAAUUCCUCUUAGCCCAAUUCUCCAGCCUGUCCAGCUCCCUCCGAAUGGCAGCGGAACCAUCUGGUGUGCCGGCAGCUCCUCCUGGUUUUGUAUUAUCUGCAAGUUUGUCUCUACUGAAAUGAUGUUAUGGCUUUUUCAGACCUCAUCUUCAAUUUGCCAGUUGAAGGCUUCCUUUGAAUUCUCAUCCUGUCCUCCAGUGAGCUUGCAACACUCCUAGCUUGAUAUUUGCAAACUUAAGCCUACAUUCCACUGUAACAUCAAGUAAAUAAAAAGUAGUUUUGGGCCUAUGGCAGACCCUUUCAGAACCACAUUAGGUAAUCCUUUAAUUAUGACAAUGCAACUCUAAUAACUAUUUUCUGUACAGUGUUUUCUUUCCCCCAGUGAAGUUGGGCAUGCCGACAUUAUAUUCUUUCAUCGGGAUCAAACUGUGCUGGUUUCCUGACAACACUUGCCUUUGUUAGAAGCCUCGUUAAGAUCGGGAUGAACCCUGCUGGUGCUGCUUUCCUUAUCUAUCUGCUAAGCUGUUACUUCCCAACAUUUGUUUUACACUUAGUAAGAAAGGAACGCUUUUGACAUGGCUGAUGGAGAAGCUUGAUUUUGAUUUGCCUGUGUUCAUCCCUGUGCAUCACCAUCCUUCUCCCCAGAUGUUUUAGAGUAAGGAGGAGAAAUGUGAUGAAUGUAGUGAUCAAAAACUUGCUGCUAUGAGAAGAUAGGGCUGUUCUUGGCUCUGAAAUCUGCUACUAGUGUUUGUUUCUUUUCCUGCUGGAAUAUACUGGAGAAUCUGAGCACAAUCCUGAUCUGGUGCUGACUUUAAGAAACGCGCUGAUCUAGUGCUAACUUUAAGAAACACUCUAAUCUGUUUGGUGCUGACUUCAGGAAACAUACUGAUCUGGUGCUAACUUUUGGAGAUGUGCUGAUCUGGCUGGUGCUAACAUUAGGAAACACACUGAUGUGGUUGGUGCUAACUAACUUUAGGAAAACCUCUCCUUCCAUUGCUUUUAUUUAGCUACAGGUAUGUUCAUAUUGCCUAUGCUGCUGAGGAGGCUCAUUGCAAGGCUGCUUGGAUCCUUUUUGUGAAGGCAGAAUGAACUUGGAAGUAUUUUUUAAAAAUGCUGAACAUCUUUUUAGAAAAACAAAAGUCCCUUCUCCUAGGAAUAGCAGAAAUCGGUCUGAAUCCCUCUCCAGUGUGAAGGCUGUUGAAUUCUCCUUUUUUUUUUUUUUUUUUUUUUAUGGAAACAUGAACACUGUAGCUAUUAAGUUACUUAUUCAGGCUGAAGUCAAAAGAACUUGAGGCAAUGUGAGACAACACGUGAACUUUCUGUCCCUCGGAUUAUUUUAGCUUGUUUAAUCAUACAAUAACCUGUGCUGAUGAGAAGGGACUGAUGCUAAGUUGGCUUACUCGGUAAAGUCUCAGGAGCCAGAGGACUUCUACUUCCUUGAUGGGUAGCAAGCAGAGAUUAGAGUCAGACGAGGUCAUCCUAUCCUGAUGUUAUGGUGACCAGAAGUUUAACUCUGCUCCACUGCUAUUCUUUUAAUUCUCUGAUGCUGUUCUUUGCAGGUGGAAAGGAACAGCUUGGACUUUGAGGAACACUAAGUGUGUUGUCCUGGUCCUGUUGUAGUACUGCUGCUAGCUCUUCUAUGACCAUCUGUUUUUAAAAAGAAGUGCUGUGUGGCCUGCAGGCUUGCUGCAGCACGGCUGAGGGGUAGGCAGCCUCUCUCUCCGGAGGCAAAUGACUAAAACUGUUCGUGGGUCAUCGUUCUCAGAUAGCGGAGCUGGGGAAGGCUUGUGUGAUGUAAAAGACUUGCAAUAAGUUCUUUUUUAUUCAUCAUGCGAACAAAACGGAGAUCAAUCUGAAAUCUAUUUCUCAGCGGAGGCGAGGAGGGGGGGGUUGGAAGUCUUUCAUGGGUAAAAGUGGCCGCCUACCCAUUGUAGGAGCGCGGUUUUGGUUCGCCUGGGCUCUGGCAGCCAAGCCAGCUGGCACCCCCUAGAGCCAGGGGUAUGAAUGGCAUCAUUCAUCUUCUAACCAAGUGGAGCCAAGUGGAAAGGUUUUUGGCUUUUUACUAACAGUGGCUAUAGUCUUCCUUAUUUUUGGUUACCAGAAAUGAAUUUUGAGAAGAGGAUUACAAAUAAUUCUAAAGUAUCGAUCUAAGUAAGUAAGUUGGUUGCAGUACUCAGUACUUCAAAUGUCCAUUGCCCCUUUUGACUUCAGCAGUUGUUCUGUGAGGGAGAUGGUCAGCAUGGUUGUGAAAUGGCAUUAAGAGCCAUCACAGGGUGGCAAAUAUGUCCCUGUAACUAAUUGAAUGAUGUGUCAUUUGUAACUGGAGACCCGUAGGGUUUUGUUUUCUCUCAAAGCUUUAGUGAUACUUCAGUUUGUGACUAGAAGAGCUGGAAUUAGGUUUUUAACUUUUUUUUUUAGACCUGUGAGAACUGCUUAGGUAACCAUCUGUCUUGUAACUGCAAUAAAUGUGUACAUGGAACUUAGAAGCUGCAUUGCCGUAGGGUGGAUUCAUUGAGGUCAAGUGUGGGCUGUUUGAUUUAUAAACAAAAUGCCUUCACUCUGUAUUGAAAUCUUGUCUUGGAAUUUUACAUUACUAAUAUGUCUACCUAGGACCUCAAAUACAAAAUGUUCUUACUGUGUAAAAAGUGACGGAAAUGUUUUCUCUUUAAAACCCUCAAAGCUGAGAAGGUGGGUAAGACUUCUGGGCUGUGGCCACACACCUGCAGUGCUAGUAUUUAGGUGACAUUUUUAUAUGGGAGACUUCAAAAUCAUAUUAACUGUGCUCAGCAAUUAUACUUUUCUUGAGGCUUCUCUUCACUGCCCUAAAGGUAAUAAACCUUUUCACUUAAAGGUAUUUUUUCACUCUAAAUUCAACGCCUUUCGAGAUCAGCGUGCCGUGCAAUCUUUUCUGUCUCCCUGCGAUGCCAGCUGGUUUUAUGUGGUAAACAUAGUUGGAAACAUAGACUGGGUACUUUUCUUUUGUAAACCUCUGUCUUGGAGGUAUGCAAGAGAACAAACACCUGUAAGACGGGUGUAUAAUCUGUGUGAGGGAGCUAGAUAUGCAUUGCAUGGCCUCAUUACAUGAAGAGCCGGUGUACCAACUGUUAGUGCUUUUGCUUUUACAGACUCAUCUGGAAACGGUUAUCUUGGAUAUUUUUUUCUUGAAUGGACUUUCAUGUUUUCUAUUGUAAUCUUGUGAAUAUUUUAAUACACUUUUUUUUUUUUUCCCAUUACUGGUUUGCUG
Chroicocephalus ridibundus (black-headed gull) is the source of this 6401-nucleotide messenger RNA. It is a transcript of the gene MPZL1, whose product is annotated as myelin protein zero like 1. Bases 39 to 872 code for a protein of 277 amino acids. Gene Ontology annotation, cellular component: plasma membrane; cell surface; focal adhesion. The transcript has 6 exons. Lineage: Eukaryota; Metazoa; Chordata; Aves; Charadriiformes; Laridae. The record is from RefSeq and is a predicted model, not a curated record.